UUUUCCGUUUCAUUGUAGGAAGAAUAGAUAACAGAAAAAGAAAAAGAAAGCUAAGCUUAUGUUAUUACAACGGCUCACCCUCGUAUAGUAAACAAUACUGAUGUGCCACAGACUAUUAUUUCUCAGUUCAACUGUUACUUUAAAGUGUCGCAGUUUCAACGCUCGCUUAUCCCAUUACGCGUAACAGACGUGUAACAUUCCUUCCGACUUUUCCACAGGAAGUUACUGUACUGAAAGAAGAUAAGAUCAGAUAUUAAUGCUUGUCUUUCUUUCUUUUUUUCCUUCAUUUUCUUUUUCAUUCAAUGUAUGUUUAUAAUUAACUGCGAGUGAAAUACUACUUAGACGCCGCUGUCAAGAGCGCAUUAGCAACAAUUGUAGGUGAUACAACACCUCAAACGAAAAUUUGAUGAAAAGAAAAUCAAGAAAAACUAGUUGAUAUCAUAAAACGUCAACUCAUACCAACACGCACGCACAUAUAUUAUACAGCAAGAAAGAGGGAGUCCGAGAGAGAGAGAGAGAGAGAGGGUUUCAUUUAUUAUACAUUUUUGUGAGCAUAUCUAUAUAUAAAUAUACGUGCAUGUGUUCGCGCGUGCAUAUAAAUACAAACACUAAAAAUCAAAACAAAAACCCCCCAAAAAAACCUCAGCCGAAUCAAGCACUCUUAAAAAAGGAAUAUGUCAAACGACCCGACAGACGAUAAAACCGAUGUAGAUAAAACCGAUGAGGACGGAGAUUUAAAUAAAAGAGAAAAGUGGUCGCGUAACAUAGACUUUUUAUUGGCGUGUAUUGGAUUCUCCGUGGGACUUGGCAAUGUCUGGCGAUUCCCGUAUCUCUGUUACAGAAACGGUGGCGGUGCCUUCUUGAUUCCAUACUUUAUCUGUGUAAUUAUUGGUGGCGUACCGUUGUUUUUCUUGGAAGUGGCAGUUGGUCAGUUUACUGGAACAACUGGGCUCAAGGCUUGGCGUCUAUGUCCAAUUCUACAAGGUAUCGGUCUGACAUCAUUUGUGAUUGUGGUCUUCCUGAAUAUUUACUACAAUGUUAUAUUAUGUUGGUCUUUCCGAUAUAUGUUUGCUUCGUUUACGACGGGUACACUACCUUGGGCGAAAUGUGGCCAGGAGUGGAAUACUUGCGCCUGUCGUUCAGUAUCUGACGGCUACGCAGCACCAAACGAUACACUUUGCAACAUCACUUUGGAUGGAAACUCCACCAGUGUAAAGACUUUUGAUUCCGUCACAGAAUACUGGGAGCGUGAAGUACUUCAAAUAUCUUCAGGAUUGGAAGAUAUGGGUGUAUUGAAGUGGGAUUUGGUCCUCUGCUUACUGUUUGCCUGGAUCGUCGUCUAUAUCUGCAUUUGCAAGGGGAUUAAAUCUUCGGGAAAGGUGAUGUACGUCACAGCAACAAGUCCGUACAUAUUCAUGUUAAUUCUUCUAAUCCGAGGAAGUUUGCUGCCAGGUGCAAAGGAAGGCAUCAUUUUCUACUUAAAGCCCAAUUUUGAACGGCUUAAAGAUAUUCAGGUGUGGGUGGAUGCAGGAUCGCAAAUUUUCUUCUCCUACUCUAUAUCCCUUGGAGCCCUCACGGCAUUGGGUAGCUACAAUGUCUUCAACCAUAAUUGUUUCAGGGACAGUAUUAUAUUUUCCGUAACCAACAGUGGAACAAGUUUGUUAGCAGGUUUUAUAACUUUCCCAGUCUUGGGUUAUAUGGCUAACAAAAUGAAUAAGACUAUUGAUGAUGUCGCUGAAUCCGGUCCCGGUAUGGCAUUUAUUGCUUACCCUCAAGCCGUAGCAACCAUGCCAGGAGCUCCGUUUUGGUCCAUCCUCUUUUUCCUCAUGUUGAUUUUACUCGGAAUGGACAGUCAGUUCGUUGGAGUUGAAGCUGUGGUAACUCUUAUUGUGGAUCAGUUUCCCAAACAACUACGUCGAGGCUAUCGCAAAGAAAUAUUCACUGGUUGUGUGUGCAUAGCGUCCUUCUUUUUUGGAUUGCCGAUGUGUAUGAAUGGAGGGAUGUAUGUGUUCCAGAUAUUUGACUUUUAUGCUGCGAGUCGUAUAAUCCUUCUUGUUGGGGGACUGGAAUGUAUAGCAAUAGCUUGGAUUUAUGGUGUUAAUCGAUUUUAUGACAAUAUUGAAAUGAUGGUAGGAUACAAAAUAGGACCAUUCAUGAAAUUCAGUUGGUUGAUAACAUCUCCAGUGUUUUGUUUAACAAUAUUUAUAAUGAGUGUAGUAAACUAUACUGAACUCACAUACAAAAGACCAUCAGGGACCUAUGUAUAUCCAGAUUGGGCUGUUGGAAUUGGCUGGACAAUGGCUCUUGUCUCAGCCAUUUUUAUUCCAAUUGUUGCCUUAGUUUUGGUUCUCAAGCAAUCAAAUGCAAAAUCGGGACUGAAGGCCCUUCUGGAGCCAAAAGGACUCAAAAGCCAUCAACUCCGGCCUCAAGACUUUGAUAAGUGUGCCAGUUAUGAUUUAGAAUCGUUUCCAAAUAAACCGCCUUCAUAUGUUUUUGCUAUUUCUCAUCCAGAGAACAAAGAAGCAUAAUCAAUUUUUUUUAAUGACUCACUUAAUUCUUAUUCACAAAACAUAUAUAUUUUCUUCAUUAAAAACAAAAUCAGUUUCACUAUAUUUUCAAAGUAAUAAAAGAAAAACUCUUUUUGCUAUUCAUAUAUUUUAACUAUUCAAAAAACUUUAAAAACGUUCUUAUCCAGUUUUUAAAAUGAUUAUACUGUAAAUACAAUCUUUCUGAGGGUUUGGCUUAUAUUUCAUUUUCCAGAAUUUUAACCCAAAUUUUGUUUUAAAGGUCUGUUAUUUUUAAACAUUAUCAAUAUUAUUAUUAUUAAGGCAGUGAGCUGGCAGAAACAUUAGCACACCAAGUGAAAUG
Molecule: messenger RNA, 2868 nt
Organism: Octopus sinensis (East Asian common octopus)
Lineage: Eukaryota; Metazoa; Mollusca; Cephalopoda; Octopoda; Octopodidae
Product: sodium- and chloride-dependent taurine transporter
Exons: 13
Coding region: 675-2528 (617 amino acids)
Biological process (GO): sodium ion transmembrane transport
Cellular component (GO): membrane
Source: RefSeq, a predicted model, not a curated record